Populus nigra (black poplar) is the source of this 2008-nucleotide messenger RNA. RefSeq lists its product as uncharacterized. The record is from RefSeq and is a predicted model, not a curated record. Bases 1126 to 1788 code for a protein of 220 amino acids. The transcript has 5 exons. Lineage: Eukaryota; Viridiplantae; Streptophyta; Magnoliopsida; Malpighiales; Salicaceae.
UUUUAUACUUUAUUUUUCAUUUAAGCCCUAUUUAUUGAAAAAAAAAAAAGGCUAAUUUGACUAGAUUUAUAUAGGAGAGGGUAUCUUAUAGUUUUUUAUCAAGCCACGUGUUCAUAUUUGAUAGGACAAGGGUUUAAUCAAGCCACGUGUUCAUAUUUUAUCAAACGGUUCUCUUUAGAAAGUUUUAAUGAGUUUUUGUUACAAUUUGUUAUUUAAAUAUUUUAUUUGAUUUAGUUAUUUCAUCAGCGGUAUUAUUAUUUAUUGAAAAAAUAUUUUAUUGAGGAGCCCAGUUUGUCAACAAACGCCUAAUCCAGGUGGAGAACUUUUGAAGUCUUCAUAAAACGUCUACCCCUCUAAAAUACCGUCGGAGUAAUAGUCCAGUAGCAUUAAAUUUUUUUUUUAAAAUAACACUUUCUUUAAAACCAAGUCAAAUUUUUCUUUGACUGAAAAGUAUUUUUUGUUGACCAACUUUCCUAAUGAGAAACAAACACAUGAAAGUUUGAAAAGUGGUUUCCUGAAAACUACUUUUUGGAAAUCAAACACAACCAAAAGGAAAAACACUUUCCUAGAAACCAAGUCAAAUUUUCCUUUGACUGGAAAGUGUUUUCCAUUAACCGGAAAAUGUUUUCCUUUGACCACCUUUUAUAAUGGCAAACAAAUAUAGGAAAAUUUAAAAAGUAAUUCUCAAAAAUUACUUUUUGAGAAACAAACAUGGUCUUAAAAUUAUCUCACUGAGAUUUUUUUAUCGGUACUAGAUUGAGUCUAACUAUGCUUUAUCUAUUUUUUUUUGAUUGAUUUUUAUAAAAUUGGAGUCGAGUUUUGUAAAAAUUAAUUAAUUUGAAUAAAACUUGAAUUUUGAAAUGAUUGUUACAUAAGUUAUAUUUCAAUAGUGUUAUUUUUCUAAUAUUUUUCUGCACCAAAAAUCGAAACACAAACGCUGUGGGAUCCACUUGGUGGGUAGUUGCUGUCUUAAUGGUCAAUGAUAGGCCAAAUUCCCCCUCCCAUUUACACCGCUUGUGACCGGCCACCUACUCAGUAGUACAGGAACAUCACCUAAAUAAUUCUCUCCACUCCACCAGCUCCCUCUCAAGCGUAACAGUGCUUGUGAACUGAACUACACAGAAAAUGAACGAAGAUGAUGCACCGACAGUCAUAACAAUACCUUCAACAGUCACCUCCACCCCCACCCCCACCCCAACCACCACAACAGUACUAAAGAGAGAAAGCUCAGAAUCUAGUCUACUAUGUAAGACUCGUUACAAAUUCUGGGUCUUAUCUGCAAUCCUCCUCCUUGCUGUCUGGUCCAUGUUCACUGGCUCUAUUACUCUCAAAUGGUCCACUGGUGACCUCUCACAACACCCUUACAACCUCGGCUUCCAAACUCAAGAUGAUGUCGACAUUCUCGAAGUGGAGGAGAAGAAGAAACUGGUGUGGCGCAUGUGGGACUUGUACACGCAUAGCAGUAGGGGUACAAGAUUGCCUCGGUUUUGGGAACGGGCUUUUCAAGCUGCUUAUGAGGCUUUAGCAAGUGAUGUGACUGCUGUUCGAGAUGCUGCUGUAUCUGAGAUUGCCAAGCUUUCUAUUAGCUCCACCAUCAAUCUUGAUGACCCUUUUCCUGUUCAAUCUACAACGGAGGAGCAACCAGGAUUGGAUCUUCUGUUAGGGGAGGUCACGAGACAAGCGGAGCAGGAGAAGCAUACAGGGUGGGACCUGACUUCUCAAAUGCAAGUACAACAGGAGUUCAAGGUCUUUCUCAUUCCUGUUAGGAGUAGUGUCCUUGGUGUCUAGUUCUUUUGUAUGAAUUAAGGAAUUAGUAUUUCCAAUCCUUUUGUAUGGCUUAGGGUUAGCAUCCUUAUUUUCUUCUAUAUGAAUCUAGGAUGAAAUGGAUGUUGUAUUUUCUUUAUAUAAUUAUAUGACAGGGACCAUGUUAGUGUUCCUUUAUCUUAAUCAUAGAGACCUUCAGAAUUUAUGCUUGUAAUAUUAAUGUCAUUAAUCAAGUUUAUUACUA